CUGUGGUCGUAGCUGUGCUUUCUCUGUUGAUGCUCAAGAGCUUUUUGUCUUCUCAAACACUUAGAAUGUCUUUUUCUGUUUCUUCUUGCCCUUUUCCCUAUUACAAGGAAGCGUUGGUUGCCCAGUUGGCUGUUCAGAAGGCCUCUUUGUUAACCAAGGCUCUAAGUGAGGAAUUGUCUUCCAAAAAUACUUUGAUCAAAAACGACAAGUCUCCAGUGACAGUUGGUGACUUUGCUGCUCAAGCAAUUAUAAUCAGUUCGGUGAUCAACAAUUUUCCAAAUGACAAGUUUAUAGCUGAAGAAUCCUCAAAUGACUUAGUUAGCAACGAGUAUCUUACAAAUCAGAUAUUAGAUAAGAUUUUAGUCAAUAACGUUGCAUUUGAUCAUAAGUUUGGCUACAACCAUAAUAGACUAGAUGAUUUAGAUAGCAUUGAUAAGAUUUUAAAUACAAUUGAUCUAGGUAGUAACAAUGAUCUAUCAAAGGGCGAUCCUGAUAAUAGAAACAAAAGAUUUUGGACUUUAGAUCCAAUUGAUGGAACAAAGGGUUUUUUAAGAAAUGAUCAAUUUGCUAUAUGUUUAGCACUAAUUGAAAAUAAUACUGUUCAACUUGCUGUUAUUGGUGUACCAAAUUUGCCUGUAGAUUUAGACCAAAUUUUAAUCAAUAAUGAUUACAUCAAUAAUUAUAAUGGUGAUUUAAAUUCUUUUAUUAAAGAAAAAACAUCAUUAAUUGAAAAAGGUGGUUUAUUUACUGCUGUUAAAAACAAUGGUGCAUUUUUUCAGCCUUUGUUCAAUAAAAUCAAUCACACUUCAGAUGAUAGUAAUUUCCUACAAGAAUCAAACUCAAUUAAAAUAAACAUGAGAAAAGAUUUGAAUUCAAUUAGCGAUUUAAUAAUCUGUGAAGGCUACGAAAAGGGCCAUUCAUCUCACAGCACUCAAUCUUUAAUUAAAUCUAAAUUAGGCAUAAGUAAUACCCCAUCUAAUUCUUUAAAAAUAGAUUCGCAAGCCAAAUAUUGCUGCUUAUCCAAAGGCGAUGCUGAUGUGUAUUUAAGAUUACCAAUAAGUGAAAGUUACCAAGAAAACAUUUGGGAUCAUGCUUCAGGUUAUCUAUUGAUUACAGAAAGUGGUGGUACAGUAACCGAUAUGUUUGGAAAUGAUUUAGAUUUUACUAAAGGCAGAACCCUUAAAUCAAAAGGUAUUAUUGCUUCAAAUAACCAAUACCACGAUCAAAUUAUUAAAGCAGUUAGCGAAGUUUUAAAUGGUAAAAUUGUUUUACAAUAAAUAUUUACUUAAUUUAUACCUCUAUAUGUACUUUAACUUAAUAUUUACAGUAACUUUUUAAGCAUUCUAUUUGACAUUUGUUUUAAUAAACUAUCAUUUUUUA
This is a messenger RNA of Ascoidea rubescens DSM 1968, 1380 nucleotides long. It is a transcript of the gene MET22, whose product is annotated as 3'(2'),5'-bisphosphate nucleotidase. Lineage: Eukaryota; Fungi; Ascomycota; Saccharomycetes; Ascoideales; Ascoideaceae. Bases 66 to 1277 code for a protein of 403 amino acids. Gene Ontology annotation, biological process: sulfate assimilation; phosphatidylinositol phosphate biosynthetic process. The record is from RefSeq and is a predicted model, not a curated record. Gene Ontology annotation, molecular function: 3'(2'),5'-bisphosphate nucleotidase activity. The transcript has a single exon.